Messenger RNA from Rhinichthys klamathensis goyatoka, 2527 nucleotides. It is a transcript of the gene gabra5, whose product is annotated as gamma-aminobutyric acid type A receptor subunit alpha5. The record is from RefSeq and is a predicted model, not a curated record. The transcript is spliced from 10 exons. Gene Ontology annotation, molecular function: GABA-A receptor activity; transmitter-gated monoatomic ion channel activity involved in regulation of postsynaptic membrane potential; inhibitory extracellular ligand-gated monoatomic ion channel activity. Bases 915 to 2297 code for a protein of 460 amino acids. Lineage: Eukaryota; Metazoa; Chordata; Actinopteri; Cypriniformes; Leuciscidae. Gene Ontology annotation, biological process: regulation of postsynaptic membrane potential; monoatomic ion transmembrane transport; signal transduction. Gene Ontology annotation, cellular component: postsynapse; dendrite membrane; synapse.
UUUAUACAAAGGACUAUUCUAUAAUUUACAACUCGUUAUAAUUGGGCAAACUGAUACUUUUAAACCAUGAUUAUCCUCAGUGGAGAUAUAAUGAUCCGCAUGUAGAGGCAGCCAGUCUUCAUUAAACAGCCUGGCGCAUGGGGAGCUGCCUAGAGCUAAACGCUCGCGCGUAAAAUGCAUAGUAAGCAGAAUUGUUGGGAAAUCCACUCAUUUUCUGGCGUCCGCGUUUGUACCGCGCGCAGGGGACGGGGGUAAUCGCGCUUUUCUCUGAAUAAGCUCAAACAAGAUAAGUUUCAAAACCCAACGGCCGCUUAAAUUUCCCUCGGGGGGUAAUUAUGCCGCGCGAGCGGAGGUGACGUCCUAUUACUUUGGUCCCAAAUACGAACAAAUGCCUCUAGAGUGGCAGUUGGGCUAGAGUAAGGAGAGCAACGGACGUUCAAACCGCCGACCCGGUAAGCGGAGAAUCCUGUUAAACUCUGUAACGCUUGAACGGUUGCGCAGAUAAGCGUUGAGAUGUCGAGCUAGGCUACCACAGAGGAAAGAAGGGGGGAAAGUAAUGGUCUGUUAAAGGGAAUUUGUUGACUAGAGGGAGAAUAGGGGAAGAGAGAAAACAAAGACUAUUUUAAGGGCUGCCUGGUUACUGUCUUUCAAUUGGAUUUAGGAGUGAUGAAGGGGUCUUUGGGAUGCGGUGGAAAGGAAGGGAUGUUCUGCAGCGGCUGUUCAGUCACUGAAUCGUAAAAGAGGACAGAACAAUGAGCCUGUAUGGUUAAGACUGGAUAUAUCUGAAGAACAACGCAUCUACUACUGCUGUAAGCUGAACGUUGCGGGAUUUUGCUCACUGCUUCAAAAGGAAUUCAUUGCAUUUGUUUUUUUUUUUCAACGUGGAUCCACUGCACCAUUCAGGUAUUUAAGGUAUGGGAUAUGGACCACACUGCAGCGCCAAAAUGAGAAGUCUGUGGGUCGGUGUUUUGUUCAUGACUUUCACCUGCCAUCUGAGCCUCUCCCAGUCUACUACAGGGACUCCUAAAGAGUCAGAGCUCAAUGAUAACAUCACAGUAUUUACACGAAUCCUGGAUGGAUUGCUGGAUGGCUACGAUAACAGACUGCGACCAGGGCUUGGAGAGAAAGUGACCGAAAUUAAGACCAACAUCUUUGUCACCAGCUUUGGGCCAGUUUCAGAUACUGAGAUGGAAUACACCAUUGAUGUGUUUUUCCGUCAAAGCUGGAAAGAUGAGCGUUUGUGUUUCAAAGGGCCAAUGGAGAUGCUACCUCUGAAUAACCUGCUGGCCAGCAACAUCUGGACACCUGACACCUUUUUCCUUAAUGGCAAAAAAUCCAUUGCUCACAACAUGACAACGCCCAACAAGCUUCUGAGACUGAAGGAUGAUGGGACAUUGCUGUACACCAUGAGAUUGACCAUAUCAGCGGAGUGUCCCAUGCAGUUGGAGGAUUUCCCUAUGGAUGCUCAUGCCUGCCCACUCAAAUUUGGCAGCUAUGCCUACCCUAUCUCAGAAGUUGUGUAUAAGUGGACUAAAGGCCCUGGCAAAUCUGUGGUAGUGGCAGAGGAAGGGUCACGUCUCAACCAAUACCAUUUGAUUGGCCACACGGCUGGUACGGAAGAUAUCAGCACAAGUAGAGGUCAAUACACAGUCAUGAUGGCCCAUUUCUACCUGAAGAGGAAGAUCGGUUACUUUGUGAUUCAGACUUACAUGCCCUGCUUCAUGACUGUCAUUCUGUCCCAAGUCUCAUUCUGGCUCAACCGUGAAUCUGUCCCUGCCAGGACUGUCUUCGGUGUGACCACAGUGUUGACCAUGACCACCCUCAGCAUCAGCGCACGCAACUCUCUUCCCAAAGUGGCGUAUGCCACCGCCAUGGAUUGGUUCAUCGCCGUUUGCUAUGCCUUUGUGUUUUCAGCGCUUAUUGAGUUUGCCACAGUAAACUACUUUACCAAACGCAGCUGGGCAUGGGAUGGAAAGAAGGCAUUGGAGGCCCAGCAGCCUAAAAAAAAAGACCCACUGGCGCUCUCCAAAAAGCCGAACAAUGCCUGCUCAUCUGGAGUUAACUUCACCCCCAACAUCACAAAGGAUGCGGCUAUCUCCACCAUCUCCAACAGCACCACUGUUCAGUUGAAGAGCGCUGAGACCAAGCCCGCAAUGGACCCCAAAAAGACCUACAACAGCGUCAGCAAAAUUGACAAGAUGUCCCGGAUAGUGUUCCCGGUCCUCUUUGGGACUUUUAACUUGGUCUACUGGGCCACAUACCUCAACAGGGAACCGGUGAUUAAAGGUGCCGUUUAACCCACACAAAAUACCCAACGCCACCGCAACAUUCCCUUCACAGCCUCUUUUUCUUCUCCACUUCAGUAUUCAGCAACAUGCUAUCCUCGCUGAAAAUGAUGACGAGCACUCAUUUACUGCACCUCUCACUUCGCUAACCUAUAAGAGGAGUGCUCUUCUUGCAUUUCUUUCCUGAUAUCAUAAAUUGCAUGGGAAUAUAAUUGCCAUAUUUGCCUUGACUUGUUUUAUAU